This is a messenger RNA of Nakaseomyces glabratus, 7416 nucleotides long. Its product is annotated as phosphatidylinositol kinase family protein. NCBI's taxonomy places the organism in Eukaryota, Fungi, Ascomycota, Saccharomycetes, Saccharomycetales, Saccharomycetaceae. Gene Ontology annotation, biological process: protein phosphorylation; negative regulation of macroautophagy; TOR signaling. The record is from RefSeq and is a predicted model, not a curated record. Gene Ontology annotation, cellular component: nucleus; TORC1 complex; TORC2 complex. Gene Ontology annotation, molecular function: protein binding; protein serine/threonine kinase activity; protein-containing complex binding.
AUGCAGGCCAUUUUAAGAAAAGGAGCAGAUAAGCGAAUAAAAACGGGCAAUAAAAGCAAUAAAUUGACUGUACGAAAGCAUCGUAAAUCAGAGGAAGAACUAUCAAAUGUUUCGGCUCCAGGUGGAGACCCAACUGACAACUCAACGGCAAGAAGAGCUGCAUCCUCGGCUAAUGGGGAAGAAAAUGCAAAGUUUAUUGAUCUCGAAAAUGGUUGGGAUGAUUCGGACAUUUCACCUUCAAAUUUAUAUGAUCUAUUUGAAAGACUGAAAAGUGAUGACCAGAUGGUGAGAACAAAUACUGCUAUGGAACUUAGAACAUCCAUCAUAUCGAUUGCCAGAGAAAUACCUACUGAUCAAUUCCAGAGAUUCAUCAACACACUAAACAAUAAAAUAUUUGAACUGAUUCAUGGUUCCAGUUCUAAUGAAAAGAUGGGAGGAAUCUUAGCUGUCGAUUCUCUUAUAGACUUUUAUUUAGAAAUCGGUGAACUAUCAAACCAGACAACACGUCUAGCGAAUUACCUUAGAGUACUAAUCCCUUCUAAUGAUAUAGACGUUAUGCGUUUGGCCACACAAACUCUUGGAAAGCUGGCACUUCCUCGAGGGACAGUAACUUCUGAAUUUGUUGACUUUGAAGUCAAAACCUGUUUGGAAUGGCUAACAGCAUCGACAGAUAACCCACCAUUAAACUUUAAACAGGAAUAUAGGAGACAUGCAGCAAUACUUAUACUUUACUCUCUUAUAGAAAACUCUCCAUAUUUGCUAUUUCCUUACAUCAACCCGAUAUUGGAUAAUAUAUGGGGUUCAUUAAAAGAUACAAAGCUAAUUAUAAGAAGAGAUGCCGCUGAAACUAUGAGAAAAUGCAUGGAAACUUUACAAUCCAGAGAUCCACAAAAUGCAAGAGAAUGGUAUCAAAGAUCGUUUUCUACAGCGACUCAAGGACUGAAUUCAAAUAACAUCGAAAGCAUACAUGCUACAUUAUUAACAUUCAAGGAACUACUUAAUCUGAAGGAUUCAUACAUCAAAGAUAAGUAUUCUCAGAUAUUUCAGGUUGUGAUAAAGUUUAGAGAUCAUAAAAAUGACAUUGUGAGACGAGAAGUCUACGCAAUACUACCACUACUUGCAAUGAAUGAUUCCGAUAUAUUUGCCAGUAAAUAUUUGGAUCCCACGAUGUCUUUUUAUCUCAAAGUACUGAAAGAUAUGGACAGCAGUACAGCCAACAAUGCAGAUAAAGAAGCGAUAUUUAUCUCUAUUGGAGAUUUAUCAGAAAAUGUGAGAUCAAAAAUGCACUCCUACAUUCACCAACUGGAGAUAAAUUUGAGAGAAGGACUACAAACAAAGUAUAAAAUUAGAAAACACUACGAAAAGGCAUUAUUCUAUUGCAUUAUCAAAUUAACUGCCGCUCUUGGUCCAGCAAUCGCUACAAAUAUCAAUAAAGGAUUUUUAGAUCUAAUAUUGUCAUGCCCUUUAUCGUCUCAUCUUUUGGAGGUUAUGGCUACCAUAAAAAAAUCUAUUCCAGCACUAUCAACAAGCAUUGAUAAAAGGCUAAUAGAAAUUGUUCACGCAUAUUUAUCUGGGGAAAGAUACAACGAUGGAACCAAUUCUCAAAUAAUGAAAACGGUAUCAUUACCGUUGGCCAGGAAAUGGAGAGAUAGGGAUUACUGUUGGAAAACCGGUGACCAAAAUUCCGAUAAUAACGACGACUUCUUACUUGUUCAAACUCUGAAAAUGGUUGACAUAAUUGACCCGAAACACUUGGUUUCAGAACACACAAAAAUGUCUAUAAUUGCUUACAUUGAACAUACUCAUGAAACAGUAAGGAAACUUGCUGCAUUGAAGUCUGUCGAACUAUACAAGCUUACAGAGGCCAACCUACCAGAUGAUGAACAUGCCCUUGAUACAUCUGCUACAGUUCUAGGCAAACUUCUUGUUCUGGCAAUAACUGAUCCAAACUCAAAUAUACGGUUAAGUAUACUACAAUCUUUUGACUAUCAUUUUAGCUCUCAAUUAGCACAGCCAGAUAACCUUAGACUACUAUUUUGCUCAGUGAACGAUGAGGUAUAUACAAUCAGACUGGAAGCUAUAAGAGUAAUAGGUGCUCUUACAGAAUUCAACCCCAUAUAUGUUGUGCCAGAAAUGCAAAAAAUAUUUCUUAGCUUUUUGACAGAAUUGAAAUAUUCUGCUACAAAUAGAAAAAAAGAAAAUAUGCUAACUUUGAUCCAUGCUGUUAUAAAUUCUCAUCCUGAUACUUUAGUACCGUUUAUAAAAGAUUGUCUUGAUAGUCUAAUACAAAGAUUAGAAGAUAAUUCAUCUGCUGUAGCUACAAUAGCCAUGAAAACUAUCGGUGCAUUGGCGGAAGCAGUGGGACCUGAUAUAACCAAUUAUGUUCAUCAACUAAUGCCAAUAAUCAUAUCGACAUUACACAAUCAACUAAAUUCAAUAAAAAGAGCGACAGCUAUAAAAACAUUGAUUCAGAUAUCAAGCUCGACUGCUUAUGUGAUAGACCCACUAAUUGAGUACCCUGAACUCCUUGGACUAUUAAUGAAUAUUCUAAAAACCGAAUCAAAUAUGGAAAUAAAACGUGAUAUCAUCCAAUUGAUCGGUACACUUGGUGCUAUCGAUCCAUACAAAUACCGAGCAGUUGAGACUAACUCUAAAGGCGUUCAGAAAAUUGACACAACCCAGCAUUCUACAGCCAUUGAUUUACUGAUAAAAGGAAUGUCACCAUCUAAUGAAGAGUUUUAUCCUUCUGUAGUGAUGCAUAGUCUUGUGAAAAUAUUGAAUGACAAUUCAUUAUCUUCGUAUCAUACUAAUACCCUUCAGACGAUCAUGCGUAUCUUUCAGGAUAUGGGAGUCCAAUCAAUCAUAUUUCUGAAAAUAUUGGUCCCAGCAAUAAAAUCAGUGGUGAAAACAUGUCCACCAUCUCAUUUGGAGUUUUAUUUCCAGCAGUUAUCAGUUCUAGUUAAUACUGUUAAUCACCAUAUUGAACCUUUCACCGAAGAUAUAUUUGAAAUCAUUGCUGAUCAUUUCUCAAUCACUAAGUUACAAGUCGUCAUUAUCUCUCUUAUCGAGUCGAUGUCACAUUUAGUGAAAAAUAACCUAAAGAGAUUCCUUCCUAAGACAGUAAAUUUAUUUUUGAACGUGUUAGAAAAUGAUCGCUCAAAUCAAAAAAUGGCUUCCGUUUCCAUUAUGAAAGCAUUAAUAGCGUUCGGAAAAAAUUUAGAGGAUUAUUCACAUUUAAUUAUUCCUACCAUCGUCCGAAUAUGCGAGUAUUCACAAAAUCAUUUGAGAAAAAUCUCCAUUGUUACAUUUGGAAAAUUGGCAAAAUGUAUCAAUCUUACAGAACUAUCUUCAAUGAUUAUCAAUGCCCUUGUAAGAGUGUUGACAAAUGGCGAUAAGUCUCUAAUAAAGGUCACUAUGAAUACUCUCUGCCUGUUAUUACUGCAGCUCGGGAAUGAUUUUGUCGUGUAUAUACCAACCAUUCAUUCUGUUUUAAUCAAAAAUAGAAUCCAACACUCUAUUUAUGAUCAAUUAGUUAACAAACUAUUGAAUGGUGAAGUUUUGAACACUAAUAUCUUACUUGAUAAAGAUUCUGAGGAAAAGAACAAGAAUAUAAACUUACAAAACAAUCCCAGAACUGAAAAAUUUGUCGUCGAUCAACAAAUAUUAAAAUCGGCAUGGGAUUGCUCUCAGCAGAAAUCCAAAGAAGAUUGGCAGGAAUGGUUUCGAAGGUUAUCUGUUCACACUAUUCGGGAGUCCGCUUCACCAUCACUGAGGGCGUGUUCUAAUCUUGUCAGUGUUUAUAACCCAUUGGCACGAGAUCUAUUCAAUGUUUCAUUUUCAAGUUGCUGGAAUGAACUUAAUAUAGGCUCACGGGAGCAUAUACUGAACUCAUUAUGUAGCGCUUUAUCCUCGCCGCAAAAUCCAACUGAAAUAUACCUAAUCUUGAUUAAUCUUAUUGAGUUUAUGGAACAUGACAUGAAUCCUUUGCCGAUUCCAGCAACAAUUACAGGAGAAUACGCUCAAAAAUGCAAUGCUUUUGCAAAAGCACUGCACUAUAAAGAAACUGAAUUCAUUGAAAACGAAAAACCAUGUAUCAUAGAGUCUUUGAUUGACAUAAAUAACCAGUUACAUCAACCAGAUGCUUCAAUAGGUAUCCUAAAGUAUGCCCAACAGCAUUAUAAUCUCCAAUUGAAGGAGACGUGGUAUGAGAAACUUCAAAGAUGGGAUGAUGCCUUACAGGCAUACACUGAUCGUGAAAAAAAUGGGGAAGACACACCAGAAGUCCUUAUGGGUAAAAUGAGAUCCCUGUACGCGUUAGGAAAUUGGAGUGAAAUUGCUGAUCUUGCAAAUGACAAAUGGAACACUGUUCCUCUACAUAUUCAGGAAAAACUUUCACCCAUAGCUGCAGGAUCUUCAUGGGCGCUACAUAAUUGGGAUGAUAUCGAAAAAUAUUGUUCCAUAUUACAGGAUAAUUCUAUUGAUAAAGAAUUUUUCUCAACUGUCAUGUGCUUGCACCACAACAAUUUUGAAGAAGCUGAACAACAUGCCGAUAAUGUAAACAGUUUACUUGUUGGUGAAAUGUCUGCCUUGAUUAAUGAAAGCUAUAGUAGAAUAUAUAAUUCUGUUGCAAAAUGCCAAACAGUUGCAGAAUUAAAGGAAAUUAUAAAAUACAAACGUCUUCCGCGUAUGUCGCCCAAACGUAAAGCGAUGAGAGAAACCUGGAACAAAAGGCUGCUAGGUUGCCAACAAAAUAUCGAUGUUUGGCAAGUAAUCCUAAAGACUAGAUCUUUGGUUGUUAAUCCUGAAGAUGAUGAGGAAAUUUGGAUAAAAUUUGCCAAUCUCUGUAGAAGAAACGGAAGAAUGAAUAUGACUAGAGAUGUACUAAAUUCUCUUCUGAAAUUCAAUGAGAUGUCUGAGAACCCAGAUAUUUUACAGGCUAGUCCCGAGGUCGUUUAUUCCUAUUUGAAGUACAAAUGGGAUACAGGAGAAAAAAACUCUGCCUUGAAUCAGUUGGCUAUAUUUAUAGGCAAAGUUAUCAGAGACUUGGGCCUACACCCUGAACACAUUAUCUCUAAUAAGACGUUCCAAUCAAAGACUAACAUAUCUCCCAAUGAAAGACCAAAAUAUCAGAAAUUACUUGCCACAUGUUUUGCGAAACAGGGUGAUUGGACUAUCGCCCUUGAUCCUAACUGGAGCAAUACAGAUCCGGGGUCAGUUUUAAGUUCCUAUCUUCUGGCAACUCAUUUUGAUCCGCAAUGGUACAAAGCUUGGCAUAACUGGGCUUUAGCCAAUUUUGAAGUAAUAUCCAUGAUGUCAUCCACAAACAAGGAUACCAAUUACCAAAAAAGUAAUGCUCCAAUAACAAGCUUCUACCAAAUAAGAAAUAAUAUUUUCGAAAAGAACGGCGAAACUCCUUAUUACAAUCAAUUUCCAUCAAGACUCAUAAAUAAUCAUGUCGUUUCUGCUAUAAAAGGGUUUUUCCAUUCAAUCGCACUGUCCGAUUCAAGUCUAUUGCAAGAUGCAUUACGUCUUUUAACUCUAUGGUUUACUUUUGGAAGUACUUCUGAAACGACACAGGCGAUGCAGGAGGGUUUUAAUAUGGUUAAGAUCAGUACUUGGCUUGAGGUUUUACCCCAAUUAAUUUCGCAUAUACAUCAGCCAAACCCUCUCAUUAGUCGUGCACUUCUUACUUUACUCUCAGAUUUGGGUAAAGAACAUCCGCAAGCGCUUGUAUACCCUUUAACAGUUGCAAUAAAAUCAGAAUCUUUAUCUCGACAAAAAGCAGCUAUUUCAAUUAUCGAUAAUGUUCGCUCUCAUAGCCCAGUACUUGUUGACCAAGCUGAACUAUUAAGUCGUGAGUUGAUUAGAGUAGUGGCCUUAUGGAACGAGAUGUGGUAUGAGGGUUUAGAAGACGCGAGUCGACAUUUCUUUGGAGAGAAUGACAACACGAAAAUGCUUGAGACACUCGAACCACUAUAUGAGCUCUUGAAUAAAGGCCCAGAGACCAUACGCGAAAUAUCCUUCAAGUACGCUUUUGGAAAAGAUCUCACCUAUGCAUAUGAAUGGGUAAAAAAAUACAAAGAAACAGGUGAGGUAAGUAACCUAAACCAAGCAUGGGACAUUUAUUAUAGCAUUUUCAAGAAGAUAAACAAACAGCUACCACAAAUGGAAACAUUAGAAUUGCAACAUGUUUCACCUAAACUUUUAGCUGCGAAGAAUCUUGAGUUAGCUAUGCCUGGAACUUAUAUCCCUGGUACUGAAAUAGUUACAAUAGAGAGUGUGAAUGGUACAUGUGAAGUUAUAUCUUCUAAACAAAGACCUAGAAAAAUAGCCUUAAAAGGAAGUGAUGGUAAAGAGUACUUAUAUGUUCUGAAAGGUCAUGAAGAUAUCAGACAAGAUAGCCUUGUAAUGCAAUUAUUUGGUUUGGUUAAUACACUACUACAGAACGAUAUCGAAUGUUUCCAGAGGCAUUUGGAUAUCCAACAGUACGCGGCAAUACCAUUAUCCCCUAAAACAGGUCUUCUUGGGUGGGUAACUGAGAGUGAUACCAUUCACGUGCUGAUUAAAGAUUAUAGAGAUGCAAAGAAAAUGCCACUGAAUAUUGAACAUCUAGUUAUGCUUCAAAUGGCACCGGAUUAUGACAGUCUCACUCUAUUACAAAAAGUUGAGGUCUUUAAGUACGUUCUAGAUAAUACUCAAGGGUUUGAUCUUUAUAACAUAUUGUGGUUAAAAAGCAAAUCAUCUGAAACGUGGUUAGAGAGACGUACUACAUACACCCGAUCUUUAGCGGUUAUGUCUAUGACUGGAUAUAUUUUAGGACUGGGUGACCGUCAUCCAAGCAACUUAAUGCUUAAUAGGAAUACAGGGAAAGUAGUACAUAUUGACUUUGGUGAUUGUUUCGAAGCUGCAAUUUUGAGAGAAAAAUUUCCAGAAAAAGUACCUUUUAGAUUAACUAGAAUGUUAAUCAAGGCCAUGGAGGUAAGUGGUGUUGAAGGUAGUUUCAGAAUAACAUGCGAGAAUGUAAUGAGAGUGUUACGUGAUAAUAAAGAUUCCCUAAUGGCAAUACUAGAAGCAUUUGCAUUUGAUCCUCUUAUUCGGUGGGGAUUUGACCUACCCACAGAACAAAUUAAAAAAGAGAAUGACAAGCACUUCAAGGCAACUGAAUCUAUAUAUGGUAUUGACGAAGCUUCAUCAAUGAGCAACAUAACUACUACGUCAGUGAAGGACAAGAAAAGAGAGUAUAUCAACACUAGGGCAGUUUUAGUUUUGAAGAGAAUAUCAAGCAAGCUCACAGGUAAUGACAUUCCAAAACACGAAGAUCUGGAUGUUGCAGAACAGGUAGAUCAUCUAAUCGAACAAGCUAAGUCUGUUGAAAAUUUAUGCCAACACUACAUUGGAUGGUGCCCAUUCUGGUAA